GUCCCACUACAGCUUGCAGCUCCGAGGCUCAGGGUAGGUUUAGCAACUGGAAGGUUGGUAUGCAACCUAUUACGAGUAGACACCUUACUGCCUGACAAUCUCAAACCUUUUUUAACAGGCGCGACGCAUAAAGGAUUUACAACUUAAACUUAUUAACAAUACAAAAUAACAAAUAACAAUAACAAAUAACACACAAAUAACACACAAAUAACACAAACUUGCUAACUUGACUCAAGUCGGUCUUUUACGGAGAUGAUAAUACCUAAUAAGCAUGAGCCCUCGAAAGCGUAUAAGGCCAAAUCCUUCUACUGAAGAUAAGAGUAAUGCCACUUUACCUGCGACUUUACCAUCACAGGCCAAUAAUUCCAUUGCGUCACUAUCCUCGAAGUCGUCAAAGUCGUCAAAGUCGUCCAAAUUGUUAUUUUCGCCUACAACUCCAUCAAUGCCACCCGCGAAAAAAGAUGGUUCAAACACGCCUUCAUCUUCUAGAAUCAAUGAUAUAAAGCAGGUCUGUAAUCUACCAGAUGAUUUAUCCAUCUAUUCAUUCAUUCAUUCAUUCAUUUAUAUGAUUCGUCGUAAAACCAAUAAUCCCCAAAGAGCUCCUUGCUGACCGAGGCAUGCCAUAAACCUUAGGUGCGCAAGUCUCGGAGUUGGUAUGGUUCCUGGCCUCGAGUACCCAAAUCCUCUGCUUCGACCCAAGUAUCUCAUCAAAAUAUCAUGGGCGGCACACUACGUCCCGAUGCUUCUCCUGACUUUAGCCGCUUUGACACCAAGAAGAGCGACACUUCGAGCAUUCCUGAUGACCAACCUACGAGCACACCUCCUAAGAUGUCCGAGACGGUCGUGCAAUCUGACCAAGAGGGUAGAAACUCUACAAUAAAACCUCAGGAAGCGACCAAGUCUGAUAGUACUAAUGGGGCGGAUGCACCGAAGGAUCGAGGGACACCUAGCACAGCCAAAGGCAACGAAGAAGUAAAACCAUCGGUAGAAGCAACGCAGCAACCCCAGGCCUCUGGCUGGUUGGGAUGGCUCGGUAUGUCAUCACAAGUUUCACAACCGCCUAUGGCAGACGUACCGAAGGACGAAGUUAUGGAAGUUGAUCCGCCAAAAGAACCCGAAAAUGUGCAACCAAAUCCGCCUGAGCAAACAUCUCCCGAACCUACACUCGCGCCGGGAGAUGAUGCUGGAUCUACAAAGCCUGCAACAUCAUGGUUCGGCUUCUGGUAUUCAUCAGCACCGGCCACGACGGUACCAGUACCCUCGGCGCAAAUGACCACCAAUCUUGAAGUAUCAGCCCAAGAGUCUGCCCCCCAGAAUACGGAGGAUGUGGUCAUGGAAGAUGCUCCACAGACAAAAGCGUUAGAAGUUGCCAGGCCGUCCGGAAGUUCAACCUGGGCGUUCUGGUCAAGAGAUACAUCAGGCCCAAAGGAUGAGGCGAAAACAGCUGGUGCCUCGGAGCCUGGCGAGCUUGCUAUUAUUGGAGAUGGGUCUGAGGCACACCCAAAACGCUCAAGUAGUGCCGAAGUUGAUGGGAAUCCUUCGCUUGUGAAGGAACCUUCGAGUAUGCCGAAGGAAAUUCCAGCCAAGGCAAUUUUAUCUAAGCGGAAUAAGAGGGUGCGACCACAAUCUAUAGACAUAGAUAAUCCGAUUUCCAGACCAGGCACUCCGCAUUCCGACAUAUCUACCAAGACGACACCGUCGAGAUCAACUAUUCCGACACAAAGCAAGUCUUCUGCACAAAAUUCGCUUCUACCCUCGUUUCGUAAUACGUACCGGAUGAAGAACAACCCAUCUAUCAUUAAGCAGAUUACGCAGCUACUUCUACGAACCCAACAGCCCCCCGCAAACCACGUUUUCCUUGUCAAGGAGCCCCCCAAAAUAAAGAAGGCUGUCGCUAUUGGUAUACACGGUCUUUUCCCAGCCUCAUAUCUCAGGCCGAUGAUAGGUCAACCCACUGGAACUUCUAUUCGUUUCGCGAACCAUGGUGCCGACGCGAUUAGAAGAUGGGCGGAUAGCCAUGGCUGUGGUGACUGCGAGAUAGAAAAAGUCGCUCUUGAGGGCGAGGGCAAGAUCGGAGAGAGGGUCGACAACCUGUGGAAGCUUCUUCUUAACUGGGUCGACCACAUCCGUGGCGCUGAUCUUAUUGUUCUAGCCUGCCAUUCCCAAGGGGUCCCUGUUGGUUUAAUGCUACUCGAAAAGCUGAUAGACUUAGAGAUCGUAACCCGCUCCAGAAUCAGUGUGUGCGCUAUGGCGGGUGUUUCUCUCGGACCUUUUCCUGACUACAAGUCCGGUAUGGGUAUGAUCAUGGGUUCGGCUGCCGAACUUUGGCAGUUUGCAGAGCCGGACAGCGACAUAUCCAAAAGAUAUCAACAUGCGCUCGAGGUGGUUGUUGGCUAUGGUGCACGUAUUACAUAUAUUGGUAGCAUCGACGACCAAUUGGUUCCAUUAGAAUCUGCGAUAUAUGCGCCUGCAUCGCAUCCUUAUAUAUAUCGUGCUGUAUUCAUAGAUGGACGAGUUCACGCUCCAGAUUUCAUAGCCCAUCUAGUUGGGUUCGCACUAAAACUUCGGAAUCUGGGAAUCUCCGACCACGGGCUCAUCCGUGAGCUUUCCGUGUCGCUUGCUGGAAGUCUCUAUUCAGGAGAUGGCCAUUCGAGGCUCUACGACGAUCAACAGGUCUACGACCUGGCCCUAACGCAUGCUCUCGAAACAACUGAUGUUUCUGGCGUGCCCUGCCGAAUUCAAAAGCCAGACAAAUUAGUGAAUCCCAACCCCUUUUUGCUGCCGUGGAUUAUGCGUGGGCUAUUGGAAGAAGAGUUUGUCAAGACGGAAUUAUACUCAGAGACGGCUGAAUUGCUUCAGCAGUUUGAUGAUUGGUCACCUAGCACCAAGGCACUCAAGGAUGUCAAAUACAGACUUGAGGCUGUCCGAUCAAGGCUCUAGCAUAUUUGAUCUACGCAGUCUGUUUUCAGCAAUUCAAAUAGACUACGUAUUAUCUUGUGGAGUUUGGGCCGGUUAUUGGAAACAUUGGAGGAGUCAGGCGGUCUGGUUUACCUAUGUAGUACAUACCUUUGUGCAUACCUACAUAUGUAGGUAAACACGAAGUGGAUAUCCUCUUGGGUCACGAUAGUUACUUCGUACCUAAGGUCAGAAUGUAUUAUGUGCGUUGGCAUACAUUGAUGGGUCGGUGGCGAUAUACAUGCAUAAUUCUCCGGGCGUUCUACUCAUGUACAAAAUAUUUAAUUUAUUCAAUCAAUCUUAGCUUAACUCCUUGAGAGUCGAGACCUUUACACACACUAUGUAUUAACUACAUAUGUAUUUACAUAUCCACGUACAUAAAAUGAAAU
Messenger RNA from Hypoxylon fragiforme, 3344 nucleotides. RefSeq lists its product as uncharacterized. The record is from RefSeq and is a predicted model, not a curated record. The transcript is spliced from 6 exons. Bases 718 to 2940 code for a protein of 740 amino acids. NCBI's taxonomy places the organism in Eukaryota, Fungi, Ascomycota, Sordariomycetes, Xylariales, Hypoxylaceae.